Messenger RNA from Paramecium tetraurelia, 615 nucleotides. RefSeq lists its product as uncharacterized. NCBI's taxonomy places the organism in Eukaryota, Ciliophora, Oligohymenophorea, Peniculida, Parameciidae. Gene Ontology annotation, cellular component: transcription elongation factor complex. Gene Ontology annotation, molecular function: RNA polymerase II complex binding. The record is from RefSeq and is a predicted model, not a curated record. Gene Ontology annotation, biological process: transcription elongation by RNA polymerase II. The transcript has 3 exons.
AUGGGAGGAAGAAAAAGAACUUUUAAAGUCCUCAAAAAACCUAAAACAAUGAAACCAAGAGCAUAUUUUGAUUGUGCAGUUUGUGGAUGGAAAGACUGCAUUAUUAUUAAAAUCAAGAAAUGCUAUAAAACUUCUAAGUUGGAAUGUGAAAGAUGUGAAACCAAAUUCGAUAUGAAAGUUCGAUCACUAGAUGAACCUAUUGAUAUUUACCAUGAGUGGCUUCAUAAAUUAAAAACUAAAGCUAUUACACCCUAUCCAAAUAGAAUGUAAGAUGAAUAUGAUGAUACUGGAGAUGAAGCCAAUGAAAAUGAUGUUGAAUAAUUACUGAAAAAUCAAAAAGGAAAAAAAAAUAAAAGAAAAAGAAUUAAGAGGAAUGCGUCAGAGGAAGAUAUGUCCUCUAAGAAUGAUAAAGUAUCUGAUUCAGAAGAAGCUCUAGAUCGGGAUUAGGACAUCUCUGAAGACUCAUUAUUAAACAAAUAAAAAGUUGAAGACAAUAUUGAUGAUAACUAAGAAGAUGAAAAAGAAAAUGACUAAGAAGAUGAGAAAGAAGAUUCAGAGGAUGAGUCAUAUAAUAUUAAGGAAUAAUACAAAAGAAAAAGAGGUAAAAAAAAAUGA